This is a messenger RNA of Darwinula stevensoni, 1581 nucleotides long. NCBI's taxonomy places the organism in Eukaryota, Metazoa, Arthropoda, Ostracoda, Podocopida, Darwinulidae. The record is from the annotation of a GenBank genome assembly.
ACACAAACGUCAAAAUACUUCAGAAUUGGAGACAUAGUUGAACGACACCUACAAGACGGUGACAUUGUCCUUUUCAAUCGUCAACCAAGUAUCCAUCGAAUGAGCAUCAUGGCACACAGAGCAAAGUUCAACGUGUGUUGCUGUACGCCCUACAAUGCAGACUUUGACGGGGACGAAAUGAAUGUCCACGUGCUGCAAACGUACGAAUCUAGAGCUGAAGCCCCAGAGUUGAUGUGUGUCAAAUCUAAUUUAGUUAAUCCAAGAAACGGAGAGCCGCUCAUUGCAGCCACCCAGGAUUUUGUAACAGCAUCUUAUUUAUUAACAUCCAGAAACACUUUCUUUAGUUACGAAACUUUUGGUAAAUGCGCGUCCGAUCUGGAAAGAAAAAUUGAGGCAAAGCCUGUGAUACUCAGACCCUCCAAACUGUUUACCGGGAAGCAGUUAAUAGAAGCUUUGCUAAAAGAGGUAGUUGAGGUGGGAUAUGAAAGUAGAGUAGGAUCUGGUGCAUGCAUAAACAGUGUUAAUACAGAAGCGAAACAAGACUGGAACAUAAACCAUGGAUACGUAGUUGUAAUACAGAACAACUACUUCUUUGGGUGGUUAGUAAUCGGCACGGAAAACAAGGAAACGAGUCUAUUGUAUCGACUUAUAAAGAAAAACAGGACCAGAUAUCUGAAGGUAAGCAUGAAGAUAGAGGAUUACAAGUCGAAAAAACUGGAAUUGGAGUCAGGCUGCAAUUUGGAAGAAACGCUAGAAAGACACAUAAGCUCAACAUUAAAUACUAGCGAAGGGUCUGAUAAGAGCAUAGUACAGUAUGUUUACGGAGAGAAGUGUGUUGAUCUUUGCUUAGUUGAGUGGGAAGAUAAUAUUAGAAGGGACGUUGUUUGUGAGGAACUGGUAAAGCCUAAAAACGAUUCGAGUUGCAUAAAUGCGAGAGAAGACUCUACGAAUUAUCAGAAGGUCGAUGAGUUUUUGGAAGGGAGAAUGGAAAGCUGUGAUUCGCUAGCUCUAAGAGACAUUUUCAGCACUCACAAAGAAAAGAUCAAGUCUGCCUUAAUCGGUGGGAGCUUUGGCUGGUCAAAGCAUCGGGGAGCCUGGAACUCAGAUGACCUAGAAGACGUUUCACUUUGCUGGUGUUGCCAGUAUGAACAUUACCCUUGGAGUGUCAAGACUAAAGGAAAUUAUAAAUGCGAAUUGGUGGAGGAAGCCAAAAGGGUCAAAGGUGGAAUAGACAAGAUUUAUUUGAAAGACAUUGUGUCUUCGAUGACAGAGAUGUAUACACAGAAGGAAUUGUUUUUAGAGAAGGAGGAAGAAAAGUAUUUUGCGGUAGAGGAUUUUAAAAGGAAUCUGAGAAACAUUGUGGUCAGUAAAAUACAGAGCUUUGAAAGGGUCAUUUUAGUGAAGGAUGAGAACUACAAAUUAUUUGUAGAGGGAGCGGGUCUAAAACAGGUAUUUGGAGUUGAGGGUGUCGACUACAGAAGAACAGUUACGAACAACAUAAUGGAAAUGGAAAGACUCCUCGGAAUAGAAGCUGCAAGAGAAGUGAUUAUCAGCGAGAUGCAGUACACAAUAUCUAGCCAU